UUAAGUGAUGACGUCACAUUCACCUCACAUGGUCAAUGGCGAAGUGUGGUUGUUGGCAUUUCACCACCUAAGGAAACAAAAGAAAGCGUAAAAUUUAAUCACUGAGACCCUACCGAGAGAAAAAUCAUUAAUUAGGGAGUAAUUGAAAUAAUUUUGUAUUCAUUGAUAACUCUUUAAUCUGGUGGGUUGUGUGGUAUCCCCACCAUACGGUCAAUCGCUAAUCUGUUUGUCGAGUGUCACAAACAACAUGGCAUCGAAUGGAGUUGAUGGCGAGAGCAGUGCAGACAGAAAUGUAGAAAUAUGGAAGAUCAAGAAACUCAUCAAGAGUUUAGAAGCUGCGAGAGGAAAUGGUACGAGUAUGAUAUCGUUAAUUAUUCCACCAAAAGAUCAGAUAUCCAGAAUCGCCAAGAUGUUGGCGGAUGAGUUUGGUACAGCAUCAAAUAUCAAAAGUCGCGUGAACCGACUGUCAGUUCUGGGAGCCAUUACUUCAGUACAGCAGAGGUUAAAACUAUAUAACAAAGUUCCACCGAAUGGAUUAGUGAUAUACUGUGGUACUAUUGUGACAGAUGAAGGCAAGGAGAAGAAAGUGAACAUAGAUUUCGAACCUUUCCGACCCAUUAACACGUCCCUGUAUUUAUGUGAUAAUAAAUUCCACACGGAGGCUCUGACAGCGCUGUUAGCAGAUGACAAUAAAUUUGGAUUUAUUGUGAUGGAUGGUAAUGGGGCGUUGUUCGGUACACUGUCGGGAAACACUAGAGAAGUCCUACACAAGUUCACUGUCGAUUUACCCAAAAAGCACGGAAGAGGAGGUCAGUCAGCCCUGCGUUUUGCCCGUUUACGUAUGGAGAAAAGACACAACUAUGUUAGGAAAGUUGCUGAAGUUGCAGUACAACUAUUCAUUUCCAACGACAAACCGAACAUUGCUGGGCUUGUGUUGGCAGGGUCAGCUGACUUCAAAACAGAACUCAGUCAAUCAGACAUGUUUGAUCUGAGAUUACAAGCCAAAAUUAUAAAGAUUGUUGAUGUGUCUUAUGGAGGGGAAAAUGGUUUCAAUCAGGCAAUUGAGCUGGCUGCUGAUGGACUUGCCAAUGUCAAAUUCAUCCAGGAAAAGAAACUCAUAGGUCGUUAUUUUGAUGAAAUCUCACAAGAUACAGGGAAAUACUGCUUUGGUGUGGACGAUACGUUAAAAGCAUUAGAAAUGGGAGCCGUGGACAUUCUCAUUGUGUGGGAAAAUCUGGACGUCACAAGAUAUGUCCUGAAGAACCACGCCACAGACGUUGAGAAUAUUCUGUACCUCCGACCAGAGCAGGAGAAAGACAAGACCUACUUUGUUGAUAAAGAUACGGGGGUGGAGUUGGAGUUGUCAGAGCAGAUGCCUUUAUUAGAGUGGUUUGCAAAUAACUACAAAAAUUUUGGUGCCACCCUAGAAAUUAUCACAGAUAAGUCACAAGAAGGAGCGCAGUUUGUUCGCGGCUUCGGUGGAAUAGGAGGAAUACUUCGAUAUCAGAUAGACUUUCAAGUGUUAUCAGGGCAAGUGUUCGACGAUUUGGAGGAUGAUUUUGAUUUAGAUGACUAUUGAAUUUUCAUACAUUACCAAGGAACCAAAACAAAAAAAAAACACAACCGACAGAACUUGCACUUGACUGGUGCAUGAUGGGAUAUUGGUUGGGGCUCAGUGAACGUAACAUUACUGGCCUCUCUGGGAUGUCAUUUUGUGACACUGCCUCUUGCUAAUGAAAAUUGUUUGCGAUUUCCCAGCUUAAAUUUUAAAAAUAUUUAUUUCAGGUCUUUUUUUGUUAUAAAACCUAUUGUUAAGAAACUGUACAUUUUUACUAUUGUAAAGGCAAUUUUCAUCAACCAGUAGUUAAGUUUAGUUUGUUUUACUGACAUUUGAAGAUGUAUAUCAGAUAUGAAUGUAAAGAAUGUAAAUUUUGAAAAUAUUUAUGUAUUGUACAAUAACUGGUAAUAAAGAUUAGGCUUUGUAAAAAAUGCUUUAGAAGAACAUCAAAAAGAAUGCUCAAUAGAUUUUUGUUUAGUAAAGUUGUCCUCAAUUUAAUGUCAGAGAUGCAUUUUAUGAGGGCUGUGAAAAUGAAUGGAUGUGCAAUUUGUUGAUUUUAAAUACACUGCUUUUGAAGACUAAUUUUUGUCUUCUGAGUAUUUCUUUAAAUGCUGUAUUACAUGAAAAUUGUGAUCUAUACUGAAUAUAAAAUUUAUUGUGUUGUAUUUUACUAAAGUAUUUUGUAUUGUUCAAAACGCCUACAACUUUCAAAUUAAAUCCCCAUAUGUUGUUACUACAUGAAAUAUAUCUGAAUGACAUUGUUGUUUCUGAAUAUAUGAGAGAGAAAUAUCUAAAAUCUCUUCUCUUUUUCUAUUGUUUUUCCAAGAAUUUGUUUUGUAAACAUUCAAAAUACCAGUUGGGUCUUGUUGAAGCGUAAUUUUUAUGUUCCUGAUCUGAAUUUCAUGUUGAUCGAAUGAAUGUAGAAUUACUGUCAUGACGUGUGUUUCAUUCCAUGUGAUGGACUCGUGUUCGUAAUAAAAUAGAUUAUGACAACGUGGCGCUUUGUGAGAGUGUGUGUAUGUUAUUGGUAUGGAGUUCUAGUAACGCUAAUUUUUAUUACCUCUCUUGAUAACGUCUUUGUAAAUUAUUUAAUGAUACAUUCUACCGUUAUCUGCAAGUGCGUUGUUCAAAGUUGUUAAUUAAUGCAAAUUGUCAAAUGCACAUAGUUACUAGGUAAUGAGUUGUGAUUGGUUACCGUUUUAAUGGCCCAGCAUUAAAAAGUCUUAAGAUUUUAUCGAUUCCACACUCAUUUUAAUAUCAUCUUUUAGAGUAUGAAACUGUUCAACUGAUAACUUGGAGUUCCUUACCUCUGAUGAUGCCUGUGAGCUUUAUUAAUGGUUUGCUUGUAUAUCUGAUCAAAUUUUGAACCCAGAAAAUUUUACCAUUUUUUAUCAGACUUGAUGCUCUAGUAAGUAAACUUUCUUGAGGAAUAUAGCUAAAGUUUGUCAAAAUGGUAAAAUACCCAUUUACAGUUUCAAAUCUCAUGUGGAAGAUUUGAGGGGGAAAUUGGAUGGUGUAAGAAUUAUUGUUCUUUAAAGUUGUAAACUUUUUCUUGGAAAGAUUGAACUUGUGAAAGUGUUCCUUAGUUGAAAAAAGAUUUUAGAGGAUAUAGAUUUAAAUUUCAUGCAUUGAAUUAACUGUGUACAAUUUUUCAAGUGUAGAUUCUCAAACUUUUAAAAUUUUGGCCAUGGCUUACGUGGGCCCACAGGAAUAGGAUGGUGAGAGCAAGGAGAGCAUUGUUCAAGAUCCUUUUGAUACAGGAAUUAUGAUCUUGUCAGACAUUUUGCAUUUCACACAGUUGGGUAAUUUCAAAAAUGUACAAUUGAGUCCUGUGUUGAACAUGCAUGUUACACAUGUAUGUAUAAAUGAAGAAGAAUGUGACAUUUCAUAGAUUACUGAUGGCAUUAUAUUGACUUUAGAUUAAAACAAUUUCAAUGAUUAUCUGAUUUAUCCUACUUGUGUACAGUGUACUAUGCUACUGAACUUUGGUUCAUUACAUGUGUAGUUUGUAUGACUACCUCAAGCUUGUAUUUUAAAAGUACUGACCAGAAUAUUACAAUGGGAGACCAUGAUUUCAUCUGCCGAGGGCAGUGUCAGGAAUUCGAUAUGAUGACGUAUGUUACAUCUCUGCUGUAAAUGCUUUCUGAAACCAAGAAUAGUGGCUAAUUUGUUUGGAAGGCCACACUUGGGUAUGUGGUACACAGCUUUUCUGCUCUAUACAGAAUAAACAUGGUUGUUAUGCCUGUCAAACAGA
This is a messenger RNA of Ostrea edulis (European flat oyster), 3812 nucleotides long. RefSeq names its product eukaryotic peptide chain release factor subunit 1. The record is from RefSeq and is a predicted model, not a curated record. Gene Ontology annotation, molecular function: sequence-specific mRNA binding; translation release factor activity, codon specific. Gene Ontology annotation, biological process: cytoplasmic translational termination. NCBI's taxonomy places the organism in Eukaryota, Metazoa, Mollusca, Bivalvia, Ostreida, Ostreidae. The transcript has 11 exons. The coding region runs from base 248 to 1579 and encodes 443 amino acids. Gene Ontology annotation, cellular component: cytosol; translation release factor complex.